AUGCAAGUUAUAGAGCUAGAGCACAAAAAUCACGGGAGGUUGGCUCCAGUGGAAGGAUUGGGAGAUGUCAAGAUCGUCCCUAGAAGAAAAGUGACAAUUGGUCGGGGGUUAAAUGUAGCGGUCAUGUCUGAACUUCUAAGUUAUCUCUCCUGCAACAUUAAUGUAUUUGCUUGGAAUGUUGAGGACAUGCCUGGAAUUGAUCUAGAGGUUACAUUACAUAGACUUAACUUCGUUCGAGAAGUACAAUAUCUCGAAUGGCUUGCCAAUGUUGUUCUUGUCAAGAAAGCUAAUGGAAAGUGGCGAGUUUGCAUUGACUUCACAGAUCUGAAUAAAGCAUGCCCCAAAGACAGCUACCCCUUACCUCGAAUUGACAAUUUGGUAGAUAGCACGUUAGGUCAUAUGCUGUACAACUUCUUGGAUGCUUUCUCGGGGUAUCACCAAAUUUUCAUGGCAGAAGAAGAUCAAGAGAAGACCUCAUUCAUGGUAGAUUCAACCAUCUAUUGCUACAGGGUCAUGCCCUUUGGACUGAAGAAUGUUGGAGCAACAUAUCAAAGGUUGGUGAACAAGAUCUUCGCCAAGCUAAUUGGGAAAACGGUCAAAGCAUAUGUGGAUGAUAUGGUGGUUAAGAACAAACAGUUGAAUAGUCAUGUUUCUAAUCUGGAGGAAGUGUUUGCUACAUUAAGUAGGUACAACAUGAAGCUCAACCCGACAAAGUGUGCGUUUGGGGUGGCAUCUGGAAAAUUCUUGGGUUUUAUGAUCACACAGAGAGGAAUAGAGGCAAAUCCAGAUAAAAUCCAAGCUCUAAUAAGUAUGGAGGCCCCUAAGUGCAAAAGGGACAUUCAGAAGUUGACAGGUCGCGUAGCAGUACUAAACAGGUUUGUUUCUCUGACAGCAGACAGAGUUCAAGCCACGACCUGUAAUCAAGGCCCAAACUUUGGCCGACUUCAUAGCAGAACUUACUCCGGAUCCUCAGAAACACCGGCCAAGGGCUCGAACUCGACCUUAGAAAUAUGGGAGAUUUUUGUUGAUGGAGCAUCCAAUAGCUUGGGAUCGGGGGCCAGCAUCAUCAUCACAAGUCUGGACAAGACUACGGAGAUACAAUGUGCUUUCAAAUUUGAAUUCGAAGCUACCAAUAACGAAGCAGAGUAUGAAGCCGUUGUUAUAGCCCUGGAACUCGCGAAAAAUCUUGAGUGUGAGCUCGUCAAAGUUUUCAGUGACUCGCAGCUAGUGGUAGCCAGAGCCGAAAAUACCAAGGCUGAUGCAUUAUCCAGACUCGUCUUCAUGGGUGUAGACGGGCUCGAUAGAACCGUGCACGUCAAGAUGGUUGCGGAACCAAGCAUAGCUCAAAAGCCAAGUGUCAUGGACAUCGACCAUGAGCCCUCCUGGAUGGAUCUAAUAGUUGAUUACAUAAGUAAUGGUAACAUUCCUGCAGACCCUUAG
Messenger RNA from Olea europaea var. sylvestris, 1440 nucleotides. RefSeq lists its product as uncharacterized. The record is from RefSeq and is a predicted model, not a curated record. Bases 1 to 1440 code for a protein of 479 amino acids. NCBI's taxonomy places the organism in Eukaryota, Viridiplantae, Streptophyta, Magnoliopsida, Lamiales, Oleaceae. The transcript has 4 exons. Gene Ontology annotation, molecular function: nucleic acid binding; RNA-DNA hybrid ribonuclease activity.